This is a messenger RNA of Diuraphis noxia (Russian wheat aphid), 1677 nucleotides long. RefSeq lists its product as uncharacterized. NCBI's taxonomy places the organism in Eukaryota, Metazoa, Arthropoda, Insecta, Hemiptera, Aphididae. The record is from RefSeq and is a predicted model, not a curated record.
AUGACUGCCGAGGGUGAAACCAAAGAUCAAACAUUUGCAAUACCCCCAAAUUCAAUGGAUAAUGAAGACAUUACAUUCAAUUUUUUUUGCGAUAUAGUUAAGCAAUUAAUUUUAAAACGUAAUGAUAUCGGAGAUGCUAGUGUAUUAGCAAGCUGGUUGAAAGCGUUGGAACAAAAUAAUAAUAAAAUUGUACGAAAUGAAUAUAUAAAACUUAUGACGCUGGCAUUGCAAUAUACAGAACCAAUAUGUCCAUUUAAAGACCCUCCUCCCAAAACAAUUGAUCCCUUGGAAAAUGGAGUAAUCGAAAUGGCGAGGAAAUUCUUAAAGAAAGAAAGCACUGCGACAUGUAUCGGAGAUAACGAAAAAGAUUUGAAGUUUACUUAUCCGACAAUUAGCACAGCGAUGUCCAACGACAAAUGCCAAUAUGCUUCAUAUCAAAUUAUACCGAACGUUGGAGUCCAGUGUUAUUACGCUUUUUCGGACGAACCAAUGUAUAAUUGGACUCAAUCAUCACAAAUAAUAGUCCCUAAAAAUGGUCCACACGCCACGAACAUUGAUUGGGAAAGAUCACUAGCGGGUAUUCAAUCCAAAUUGUACAAAACGAGCACAGACAAAGUGCAAUUUCCAGAAGACCAAAAAAAUGCAACUGCUAAAGAUGAAGAAAGCGAAGACAAGUCAUUAGUUUCUGGCAGUAGAGUAUCUACGAAAAAGCCAGAUAGUUUAAAAGAAAACGAGCAACAUACUCCAGAUCUUUGUAAUGUUAUGUACAUAGAACAACAAAACCGAAAUGUGACCGAAGUAUUCGAAUGGAAUGAUGCUAGCUUAUUAACAGGAGAUAUAAUACUUGGCGCAGAAAUGUGUUCCGACCGCAAAGUUGAUGCUCAAUUUAAGACACAAAUAGAACUCGACAAAGAAGCAUUUAAUGCUUACGACAAACUUUAUCCCGGCGAUUUCAUGAUUGGCGUAGAUCAGUCGAUUAUCAACGACGUAAUUCCAAUCAAAACAAACGUUGUUACGGAAGCCGGCGAUAAAAAAGCGAUCGAMGACGAAGAACAACAACAAAAGCAUCAGCCAUUGGCUCAUGACGGCGGCGGUGGUUGCGGCGGUGCGAGGAAAAAGCAACGCGAGUGUCCGCGGCCGAAAUUGUGCACGAUACGGCAGAGCGCAGGCCACGAGAGCGUCAAAUCGCCGGCCGAAGAACGUAGUCGGACCGUUGUCGAGAAGUCACCGUUGGACCAUCAUCGUCAACGGAUUUCCGAACUGACGCUCAAACUGGCCGCGCUGAAUUCCCCCGUCGACGGCCGCACCGGCAGCAACAACACGAUGAGCCGCGACACGUUCGACGAACCGCCGGCKAGACGCUCGGCCGCGAUGGACGACUAUCGCGUCACGUCGUCGUCGUCCGGACGUCGUGGUCGGGGCGGCGACGACGACUGCGGCCGCGGUGGUGCUGGCGCGAGACCGGCGCGGACCACCGAUUCGCGCGCCGAACGGCAGUUGGACAGCAGCGACUUGCUGCUCAAAAGGUCGGAACUCCGGAGCAUGCUCGACUUCACCAGCGAGUGUUUCGAGGAGGUGAGCUCAAUGCUACGGAGCCCGCGCAACGACCCAAAGAGCACGAUAAGCCUGGCUCAGUUGUACGGAAGAUCAGCGAAUAGUCAUGACGACGUCGCGUAA